AUGGCUGAAAAACAAAUUAAAAACCGUGUCUGUAUUGUUGGCUCUGGAAAUUGGGGCUCUGCUAUUGCUAAGAUUGUUGGUAAGAAUGCAGCUCGCCUUCCUAACUUUGAAGAUAGAGUUACUAUGUGGGUGUAUGAGGAGAUGAUCGAUGGGAAAAAAUUGACUGAAAUCAUUAACGAAACUCAUGAAAACGUCAAAUACCUGCCUGGACAUAAAUUACCUCCAAAUGUUGUAGCUGUCCCUGAUAUAGUAGAGGCAGCAAAAGAUGCUGAUCUAUUGAUCUUUGUAGUACCACAUCAGUUUGUUCGUACAAUUUGUUCCACACUCCUCGGUAAAAUAAAACCAACGGCUGCUGCGCUGUCAUUGAUAAAGGGCUUUGACAUUGCGGAGGGUGGUGGCAUUGAUUUGAUCUCUCACAUCAUAACGAGAUGUCUGAAAAUUCCUUGUGCCGUAUUAAUGGGUGCCAAUAUUGCAUCAGAGGUUGCCGAGGAGAAGUUCUGCGAGACCACUAUAGGAUGCCGUGAUGUUAUGUUAGCACCAAUGAUGAGGGACAUUAUACAGACGGAGUACUUCAGGGUCGUGGUGGUGGAUGAUGAAGACGCCGUGGAAAUAUGCGGAGCUCUGAAGAACAUAGUGGCUGUUGGCGCGGGAUUCGUCGAUGGUCUCGGCUUCGGCGACAAUACCAAAGCCGCUGUUAUCAGACUGGGUUUGAUGGAGAUGAUCAAGUUUGUGGACGUGUUCUACCCGGGAAGCAAACUGAGCACAUUCUUUGAAUCCUGUGGUGUAGCUGAUCUUAUUACUACGUGCUACGGUGGUAGGAACAGACGUGUAGCUGAAGCCUUCGUGAAGACAGGGCGAUCUAUAAAGGAAUUGGAAGAUGAAAUGCUUAAUGGACAAAAGCUGCAAGGUCCUAUCACGGCUGAGGAAGUCAACCAUAUGCUGGCUAACAAAAAUAUGGAAAACAAAUUCCCCUUAUUCACUGCUGUGUUCCGUAUCUGUCGUGGUGAAUUGAAACCCGGAGACUUCAUCGACUGCAUCCGCAGCCAUCCGGAGCACAUCACCCUUAAUAGAGUUAAAACUCCCUUAAUAGUGUGUAAAACACUCUUAAUAGAGUUAAAACUCCCUUAA
Messenger RNA from Danaus chrysippus (African queen), 1128 nucleotides. The record is from the annotation of a GenBank genome assembly. Lineage: Eukaryota; Metazoa; Arthropoda; Insecta; Lepidoptera; Nymphalidae.